UAAUCUACUAUUUCACUAUUUUUGUCGUUGUUUGCACUCUAGCACAUUAGUGAUUGGUGUUUUGAUGAUUAAUAUUUUGGUUUAGUAGUUUCCAUUAGUGUCGGAACGGCUUCCGAGUUGAUCCGUGAAGAUUGACCGAGGCAAAGCGCGCUUUUCCUUCUACUGUAGAAGCUCUCCGUAGUUGGUUUUGAGUUUUCGCACCUUCUGUCGCUUAAGUACACUCAACUAAACAAGAAAACUAGCUUAUUUAACCCACCCACCAAAAUCCACAAGCACAAUGUCCAUAAUAGGCAAUAAUAUCGAUUACCAGCAGAACGCUGACUUUGACCCGAACAUGGCAUCGCCCUCGCAGGCUAGUCCAUUGGCGGGCGCAGGAACCAUGCCCGGAGCCGCCGGACUUUCGAACAGCGCCGCCGGGAACAGCAGUAGUUCCGGCAGUAGCGGUCAGAAAAACUCUUCGUCGGCAGGGGCCGGAUCCAGUGGUUCCGGCGCGCAACCACCCGACACGGCGACACAGAUUCUCACGAAACCUCGCCUGCAGGAGCUGGUCCGGGAGAUUGAUCCCACCGAGCAGCUGGACGAGGAAGUGGAAGAGCUGCUGCUCCAGAUUGCGGACGACUUUGUCGAGAACACGGUCAACGCGGCGUGCCUGCUGGCCAAACACCGGAAGGUCGCCAAAGUUGAGGUCCGAGAUGUGCAGCUGCAUUUGGAACGCAACUGGAACAUGUGGAUUCCUGGAUUUGGAACCGACGAACUACGGCCGUACAAACGAGCUACCGUGACUGAAGCCCACAAACAGCGUUUGGCGCUGAUAAGGAAGGCAAUCAAAAAGUAUUAGAUAUCUAGAAACAACCCGUUUCAUGCGGCAUCUCAUCUCAAACAUUUCCCCCACAACCUGGACUCCCAACAAAUUCCUGUCAUGACUAAACUAGUAAUCUGGAUGUGUGUUCACCAUUGACAUUGUAUACAAACAGGAAUGUUCAACGCCAUUUCCGGCAAAAGAUUCGAAAUAAAAAUUUCGGUUUUAUUCCAUCGCGCAGUAAAA
Messenger RNA from Aedes albopictus (Asian tiger mosquito), 1045 nucleotides. It is a transcript of the gene Taf12, whose product is annotated as transcription initiation factor TFIID subunit 12. The record is from RefSeq and is a predicted model, not a curated record. Bases 278 to 838 code for a protein of 186 amino acids. Gene Ontology annotation, molecular function: protein heterodimerization activity; DNA binding; TBP-class protein binding. NCBI's taxonomy places the organism in Eukaryota, Metazoa, Arthropoda, Insecta, Diptera, Culicidae. Gene Ontology annotation, cellular component: SLIK (SAGA-like) complex; transcription factor TFIID complex; SAGA complex. The transcript is spliced from 3 exons. Gene Ontology annotation, biological process: DNA-templated transcription initiation; RNA polymerase II preinitiation complex assembly.